CAAUAGCAGCAGCCAAAACAAAAAUGACGUCGGAAACGUCAUCGGCAGCUGACAGUCCGGCACUGCUGCACCGGCCCCUCCUCACGACCUACUCGGACAGCAACGUGUGCGGCAGGGGAGGCGGUGUCACCACCAUAACCGGGCCCUGCAUUAACCGCAUGGCAUCGUCACCACGUCGGACUCGUGGUACAGGUGGCGUUGGUCCCUACGCCGGUGCCGGGGCUGGUCGCGCCAACCUCGCGCGUUUCUCACCACCCGGUGUGCGUUUCCAUCCCCUCGAUAUGGACCAUAAAACGCUAAGGAGCGGCGGCGCAGGUGGACGUCUGGCAGCCCCGCGGAUGUCACUGCUGGGACGCCCGGUGAACUAUCGGGCGACUCGUCGCGAUGCCCGCUACCGACGUCUCCAGGCCCGCGUCUACAACUUCCUCGAGCGGCCCCGUGGCGUCUACGCCAUCACGUAUCACAUGAUUGUAUUUUGUAUGGUCUUUACGUGCCUGGUUCUUUCAGUGUUCAGUACAAUAGACGAGUACGAAAGAGAGGCUGGGAUCCUCCUUUUUUACAUGGAAAUGGUCGUAGUGGUCUGGUUCACCGGUGAAUUCUUUUUUAGGUUAUGGUCGUCAGGAUGUCGGUCGAGGUAUCAAACGGCCAUCGGGCGGCUAAAGUUUCUGCGGAGGCCGUUCUGCAUCAUCGAUGUGAUAACGAUAAUCGCGAGCAUCGUCGUGCUCGCGAUGCGGAGCAGCGGCCAGGUGUUCGCGGCGAGCGCGUUGCGAGGCCUCCGCUUCUUCCAAAUACUACGGAUGGUGCGGAUGGACCGACGAGGCGGCACAUGGAAGCUCCUGGGCAGUGUCGUUUACGCUCAUCGACAAGUAAGCGUCUUACCAUUGUUUUUAACGAUAAAUACCGUUUUUUGUUUUUUUUUAGUGUAUAUAUUUAUACACUCGGUUACUCAUGUAUCCAACGGCACGUGUACGUGUAUGUUCCAGAUCACACUCUGCACGGUGGGCUACGGCGAUGCCGUGCCAAAAACCUGGCAGGGCAAAAUUAUCGCCUCCUUCUGCGCACUCCUCGGCAUCUCCUUCUUCGCUCUUCCCGCCGGAAUUUUGGGCUCGGGAUUCGCCCUGAAAGUACAACAGCAGCAGCGACAGAAGCACAUGAUCCGGAGAAGACAGCCGGCAGCUACGCUGAUUCAGGCGCUCUGGAGGUGUUACGCGGCGGACGAGCACAGUAUGAGCAUAGCAACUUGGAAAAUCCACCAAGUACCCUUGCCGAGUCCACCCAGUAGUCGACCCUCUUCUAGCUUUAAGCACAACGCGUCCUUCGUCAGCCGACUGCCGACCAUUCGCCGCCACAAGAGCACCUCGCUGCACAGUCCCAGUCUCCACAAGCUCGUUCACCAGGGCUACCAGGGCCAUCGCGGCGGCAACGCCAGGGACCUCAUCUCGUCGUCCGAAAAUUUAGGUGAUACGGCCCUUUGGGUUAUUGCAGGUGGCCAGCCCACGAGCAACAACGGCGGCGGGCAGAACAACACCAACGAGCCGAGCGGGGGUGGAGGAGGUCGGCAAUUGAACGCGAGCUAUUCCGAGGACUCCGUGACGGAAACGGCUCUGUCGAAAAGAAAUUCCGACGCGACAGCUCAGAGUUUCGGGAGAUCAUCGUCGACCCUCGAGUUGCACGAGCUGCGCAUUGACGGGCUGAUCGGCCGGCUAGGUGAGACCUCGUCUACACUGCCCCUCGCACUUGCGGGCCUAGUAUCUCCGCUACCACCUCUGCCGGAGCUUCUGGGGUCCCCGACUUCCCCGAAUGCCUCUCCAACUUCCGAGAAGAAUGAAGACGAGGAACCUCGAUGCGUUCAGCUUACCCCCCAGCAUAAAGGUGCGAUAAGGGCGAUACGAAAGAUGAAGUACUUCGUGGCGAGGCGGAAAUUCAAAGAGGCGCUGAAGCCGUAUGACGUUAAGGACGUGAUCGAGCAGUACAGCGCCGGCCACGUCGACUUGCUCGGUCGCGUGAAAAAUAUCCAAACUAGGUUAGAUCAAAUUCUGGGUAAACAAGGGUCGAAAGCGAGGGACGUGUACGCUUCGAAAAUUAGCUUAGCGUCGAGAAUCGUCAAGGUCGAAAGGCAGGUCGACGACAUCGAAGCAAAACUCGACCAGCUUAUCGAGCUGUACAUGGAGGACCGCAAGCGCCUGUUGGCCCUACCGAUGCCGGAACCCAAGCCCAACGGGGACGAGGACGACGGCGUAGCGCCGGAAACGCCACUAUCCGCGGACGCCGGCACCUUGGCCGCCGGAUUCGUGCUCAAGCCCAUCCUCGUCGACAAGCAACUGUCCGAGCCGAGUUCCCCGACGACCGGCAACUUCCGGGACUCCGAGCGGCCCGGCCAUCUGGCCGGUAAGCCCAAGCAGAUGCACCGCGGCCACUCGGAUCUCGGCAGUCGUGUCAAAAAGAGAGUCACCCUCAGUUCCAUACCGUCGCACCUGGUGCUUCCGACCGACUCGUCGAGCGUCCCGGUGUCGUCAUCGUCGGUCGCACCGUCGACGAAACCACCGCGAAUACCAACGACAACGGCGACGAUGACGACAGUUGUCGCGUUACCACCGGCUUCGGCUGGUGUGGCAACGCACUCGUCGGUAGCCCCAACCUCGGUGGUGACGACGCGCCAGGGCGACGUGGUGAUAAUGGUGCCUCCGCUCUGCAGCUCCGAGCUCGAGGGCGGCAAUCAUCAGCUGCUGCAGGGCGAGAGUGACCUGUACUCUUCCUCCUCGUCGUCGGCCACGACUGUUGUCGUUGCUCCGGAUGAUGACGAGCUGGACCAGAGCUCCAAGGACACAACUGAUAGGGUGGAGGAUCGCGAAACCAUCUACACGCGAGUCGUCUCGGAUGACGACGAAAACGAGGAAGACGACGACGACGACGACGAGGAGGAGGAAGUGGAAGAAUACGAGGAAGAGGGUGACAACGACGAGGGUAUGGAUCUGGACGCUUGCGAUCACGAUUACGAAGACGAAGGCGAGGAGGACGAGGAGGACGAGGAGGAGACCUCGUGCGAGAACACGGCCCUACUGGGCGCGGCGAUGCGCACCCAGAUAAUCGUAACCCCGAGCCUAAGUCCCGUCCAGAGCAGCCAAGACAUCCUCCACGAGCUCCAGCAGCAGGCCACCCAACAGCCGGCACUCUUGCCACCAAACCACGACCACCACCACCACCACCACCACUCCUCGUCCUCGUCCUCCUCGUCGUCCCGCUCCUAGCUGAUGGACCGCGUCGCUCCUUACUGUCCAGCCUCGGACCCAAGGGAUGUGGCCCUUCGGGCGUCACUGUGUCAUGUACAUUUGUUACGAAUCGAAAACAAAAACAAACGCGGGGAGUAUGUAUACACAACAUAUAUACACAUGUAUACCCUCGAAAAAAUAUAUCGACGACGUCGCGACGAAAGGACGAGCGUGAGCGGGGGGGGGAGGCAAACGGAGGCCAGGAAGGCAGGCAGGCACGCGAUCGUUUUGCUGUAUACUGCUGUUGCCAUAUACCGCUGCUCUAGCUUUAGGUUAAUUUAAAAUUGCGGGCUGUUACACGUGGGAUGCAUGUGGGUGUAAAUGUGGGUAUAAACUCGCGGGACCUUGCACGACGAG
Copidosoma floridanum is the source of this 3626-nucleotide messenger RNA. RefSeq names its product KCNQ potassium channel. Lineage: Eukaryota; Metazoa; Arthropoda; Insecta; Hymenoptera; Encyrtidae. Gene Ontology annotation, molecular function: voltage-gated potassium channel activity. The record is from RefSeq and is a predicted model, not a curated record. Gene Ontology annotation, cellular component: membrane; voltage-gated potassium channel complex. Gene Ontology annotation, biological process: potassium ion transmembrane transport.